Molecule: messenger RNA, 1134 nt
Organism: Fusarium poae
Lineage: Eukaryota; Fungi; Ascomycota; Sordariomycetes; Hypocreales; Nectriaceae
Exons: 2
Coding region: 1-1134 (377 amino acids)
Source: RefSeq, a predicted model, not a curated record
AUGACUUCGUUGCCGGCGGCGGUCUUCAAAUCACAAGAUUUCACUUUCUCAAUAUGUGGAAUACACUAUACAAUGCUGCUUUUAGAGCCUGUUAUAUAUACGUUGGCUGGGAAAAGUCGGGACUUUGGCCCGUUAACAGAGAAACCCCCUUCAACCACUACGACUUGCAGCCAAGCAGAAAACCGAGCCUCUCUUCCCCAAGCUUCUACAUCCUAUUACACCAAGAAAGUCGAAAAACAGCUCAAUGAUAUACGUGAAAAGCUUCAGAUACUAAGCAGCCCAACGAGAGAAAUACUGAGGAAUGUAGAGGCAUCUCUUGACUAUGCAAUCAUCGCAAAGUCGGCACAGCUUGAGAUCGUUAAACUGCAACGCGAGCGGCUCGCGAUGGAGGCACGCCGGACCGGCUCACGGCGGCGAAUCCGCAACGAAGAUGGAGGUGCCUAUACAAUAAAGAGCCUGCGCAAGCAGGUGUCACAGCGCAAAAGAGCAAGAAUCCUGGUUGAAGGAGCUACGGCAGAAGGCACAGCCCCUGUUGAUGCAAGCGGCCUGAAGUUGCGAGGCAGGGCCGCGGCCAAAGCAAAGGCAGAAAAGGAAGCUCGUGAUACAGCCAAGUGGGAAGAGAUCAAGAAGUCAUUUAUAAAUGAUUGGGAAAUUGAGAAUCAACAACGGAUUGCAAAGAAGUGGAAUGAAGUUGAUGAUGAAGAGAAGAAGCUGAUGAUUUCAACGGUACCCAAAUCACUCCUUGACGGCAUCCCUGACCUUGACAAAUGGCAAGAAGAUCACCCCUUUACCUUCAUUGAAGAUGAUGAGGAUGUCAAUCCAUCGCCAAAUGCCGAAGAUUUCAUCUCGGUAGCUUCAUCGCUUGAGCUCCCGCAACUUCCUCGAUCUGUUACUUCGGAUAGUGAUGAUGUUAGUAUCAUUGUAUCCUCCCAGGCGAGAGCUUCUCAAAAGCCCCAGCAAACUAUACAAUGGCUCCCUUUGGCGUGGAAAUCAACAGGGAGGAAAUCGAAGAGAUACCUAGAGAGAAUUGGGGGUUGGGGCUACGAUCGGAGGCCAAAUAAUUACUCAUCGCGAGAGGAAGUGGUGUUGAGUGAUUCCGGGCCAGUAGCCGGCCCUGCACCGAAGUCGCCGUGA